Menidia menidia (Atlantic silverside) is the source of this 1509-nucleotide messenger RNA. NCBI's taxonomy places the organism in Eukaryota, Metazoa, Chordata, Actinopteri, Atheriniformes, Atherinopsidae. The record is from the annotation of a GenBank genome assembly.
AUGUUGCUGUUGCUGCUGCUGCGACUGUUUCUCCUGUCAGUUGGCUGCUGCUUGCCUGGAGAACAGGAGGGAGCACAGAACAAGAGAGAGGCAGAGGGGGACAGUGAGAAAGAGGCUGGAGGGAUGCUGGAGGCUCAUGUGGCUAACAUUAGCAUGACUGCUAAGCCCAGAGAGCUGGACCUAAGGUCUGCAGCUGUCUCCUGCCAGGAUACGUCAGCUCAGGCCAUGGCCUCAAGAAAACCACAGACCAAGCCUUCCGGUCUUCCGCAGGGUCCUCCGCGUUCCUCAGGGUCUGAGCUCAAGGUGUACCGGCCAAGCGCUGGAUCUAUCCCCAUUCCGGUUCCUAAUCCGUCCAGGCUCCGUAAACAGCGCUCACUUAGCAACCUGUGUGUGCUCACAGAUUCUGAGAAGAAGCUGCACCUGUACCAGUCUCCCAAAUGGAAUGAUGACACGAGUCGGCCCGGCUCAGGGUCCAACAGAGCGGGCCAGACCAAAAUAAGUCAAGCAGGUGGUGGGAAACUCCCACUCUCCCGGACACUUUCAAAGUCAGAACAGUCACUUUUCCAAGGGAAGCCCAAAUCGUUUUGUUCUCCGGCUGUGACACCAAACGCGGGCAAGCCAAGUCGAAUCCCCGGGCCUGGUAAACCAAGAGGACCUUACGCUGAGGUUAAACCUAUCAGCAAGACCUCUGAGGCCGGCCAAAGUGCAGAUACAGACCCCACAGAGCAGCCUUCUAAAGCCAACUCCAAUGGAACCGGGAGUACUGGAACCACCGGCAAGAAAUCAGGAGAGAAGGUGAAACUUGGAGCUCAGUCAACCGAUGAAAAGAAGGACAGGAAAGGGACAGAAGGAGAAGAAGAUAAGGGCUUUCUAAAGGUGGACCCGGAGUUAGUUGUGACGGUUCUGGGAGAUCUGGAGCAGCUUCUCUUCAGUCAAAUGCUUGCCUGCAUCAUGCAGCACAGCCCCAAAUCACUGCAGGGACGACCUUGCCUUGCAGUCCUGCGUUUGGACUAUACUGUACAUGCUGUUUUGUGUGCGAGGGACCCAGAAUCCCAGAGAAAAAGAACCGUGCAAAAUGUUCUGGACCUUCGACAGAACCUGGAGGAAACCAUGACGAGCCUGAGAGGGGUUCAACUCAGCCACAGCUGUGUGGAGGGUACCAUGUGCUACGACAGCGACGAAGCUGCUGCCUUCUCAAUCUCUACUCUCUCGAAUCGCUCCUCUCCGCUGUCAUGGCGUCAGGGUCAGGCCAGUCCCCGGCUGCAGGCCGGUGAGGCCCCGUCCACGGGGAACGCCCCGUCUGAAGUUCCCCGCCGGCUCAGCCACACGUCACGUAUUCAUCUCAUCGAAGACCUGGUUGACUCCGAUCCAUCCCUCCUAAAAGCAGAUUACCUCAGCGACAGUGACCUCGGUGGCAAAAGCCCAAAUGUUGACGAUGAAGACGAUGAUGAUAUUGAUGAUUUGGGAAAUGGGAUAAUUGCACAGUCCUUGACCCCGUUGGGAAUAUGA